This is a messenger RNA of Penicillium waksmanii, 1365 nucleotides long. RefSeq names its product amidophosphoribosyltransferase. The coding region runs from base 1 to 1365 and encodes 454 amino acids. Gene Ontology annotation, biological process: base-excision repair. The transcript is spliced from 3 exons. NCBI's taxonomy places the organism in Eukaryota, Fungi, Ascomycota, Eurotiomycetes, Eurotiales, Aspergillaceae. The record is from RefSeq and is a predicted model, not a curated record. Gene Ontology annotation, molecular function: catalytic activity.
AUGGCACCCAAACCAGUGCGCAAAAGUAGUACAGCUGACCCCAAGGACAGAAAGCUGGACGGAAAGAAAGCCAUGAAGGCACGAGCGAGUACUACUCGAAAGCAACCCACCAGAGACGCAAAAAGCAAGGCGAAGAAACCCGCCUUGAAGGCUUCUCAGAAGAAGACGCCGACUAAAAAGAAUAUCAAAGCCAAUGUGAAGAAAGAAGAAGAAGAAUUCCCUCAACCGAAUCUGAACUCACCCCAACCACCACUGGCACUUCACCGCAAACCCCAAAGCCCAAGCCCGAAAGAAACCGAUCCAAAUACAAAAUCACACCAGGAAAAACCCCCCUUCGACUUCUGGCCCCACCCAACCCAAGCCCAAUGCGAAGAAGUCAACCAACUUCUCUCCUACGCCCACGGCGAACCAAUCGCACCAAAAACAAUCCCCCAAGCAUCCAUUGAAUUCGCCGGCUGCGGCGAAGUCCCCUGCGUCUUGGACGCAAUGAUCCGAACUCUCCUCAGCGCCGCGACACUGGGAAGCAAUUCCGCAAUGUCGUAUAAAGCUCUCGCGUCGAGAUUCGGAGUCUUGGAAGAAGGGGUUGGGCAGGGGGGUGUUAACUGGGAAGCUGUUAGACAGGCGCCGCUUCGUGAGGUCUAUGAUACUAUUCGGCGGGGUGGAUUGGCGGAUAUUAAGAGUAAGAGUUUGAAGGGGAUUCUUGAUAUGGUUUAUGAGGAGAAUAGGAUGAGGGUCAGCAACGAAGGGGGGGAGGAUUCGAAUGACAUUACCACCCUUACUGAACCUGAACCUGAACCUGGAACCAAAACCGACAAGUCCAAGUCAGACGAGGACAAAGAAAGAGAAUACAACCUCGCCUGCGCUGAACAAAACUACCUCACCCUCAAUCAUCUCCACAAUCUCCCCACUCCAGAAGCAAUGGAAGAACUGAUCAAAUACCCGGGCAUUGGGGUAAAAACCGCAGCAUGCGUUCUCCUCUUCUGUCUACAACGACCCUGUUUCGCGGUUGACACGCACAUCUUCCGAAUUACCAAAUGGCUCGGUUGGGUUCCCGCGGACCUUGCGACGGAGGUUACUGCAUUCAGUCAUUUGGAUGCGCGGAUCCCGGAUCAUCUGAAGUACUCCCUGCACCAUUUACUGAUCAAACAUGGCAAGUUAUGUCCCCGGUGCCGUGCGAGUACGGGGGUGAAUUCUGAAGAGUGGGAGUUGGGUUGUCCGAUUGAGGAUCUUUUGACUCGGACGGGGAAGAGGAAGGGUGGGCCGGAGAUUGUGAGUCGUGGGUCGAAGAGGGGGAGGAGUGCUGCUGUGAAGAAGGUGGCUACGAAGAGAAAGGGUGUUGUUAAGAAGAAGGUUGCGAAAAUUUGA